Messenger RNA from Cyprinodon tularosa, 2798 nucleotides. Its product is annotated as phospholipase B-like 1. The coding region runs from base 161 to 1795 and encodes 544 amino acids. Gene Ontology annotation, biological process: phospholipid catabolic process. Gene Ontology annotation, molecular function: glycerophospholipase activity. Gene Ontology annotation, cellular component: extracellular region. The record is from RefSeq and is a predicted model, not a curated record. The transcript is spliced from 11 exons. Lineage: Eukaryota; Metazoa; Chordata; Actinopteri; Cyprinodontiformes; Cyprinodontidae.
GAUUGUGGGUUCGAGUCCCAUCUGGGGUGGUAAAUUUUUUGAUUUCUCCCGAAAAUGACGGAGAGGUUAAACUUGGUAGCGUAAUAUUGUUAACCUAUUUUUAUCAUCUUAAAUUCUUUGCAACAAUCGCUUUUAAAAUCGUCUUCUGUGCUUUCCUGUGAUGGGGAAACUAAGCGUCUUUUUAUGCGUCCUGCUGUGGUCUAUGGCUGUGAUGUUGAAUGUAUUUGGGAGACCAUUGAACAAGCUCCAAGAGGCCACGGUGUAUUGGGAUGCUGCCCAGAAAAGCGUGAUCCUGAAGGAGGGGGUGAUGGUGAAGGAUGGUGGCGCCUACGGUUACUUCAAUGACACUCUGCUGCUCUCUGGAUGGGGUGUUUUGGAGAUCAGGGCGGGUUUUGGAGGAACUACACAGGGUGAUGAAAUUACAUUUUUUCUGGCUGGUUACCUGGAGGGUUACCUCACUGCUGGACAGAUCUACAGUCAUUACACCAACAUGUAUCCUCAGCUGAUAAAAGAUGAACAGGUUUUGAUCCCCUUGAAAAACUUUAUGAGCAAACAGGACAAAUGGGCCAGAGAGCAGGUGACUCAGAGGAGAAACAGCGACCCCCUGUGGAAUCAUCUUGGACUGAUCCUGGCCCAGCUGGAUGGACUGCAUGCUGGAGCUGUAGAAUGGGCCAAAAGCAAUCACAGGGAGCCUCUGCCGCUCUUUGCUCUCCAGUUCCUGAAUGGUGUUGGCGACCUCCUGGACCUCGUCCCAGCUCUGACAUCUCGCUCCAAUUCCUCUGCAGGCGCAGCCACUUUCAGGAGGCCUGGAAUGGGCCUCUGCACAGCUCUUAUAAAGGUGCUGCCAGGCUAUGAAAACCUGCUGUUGGGCCACUCUAGCUGGUACACCUAUGCUGCCACUAUGCGGAUCUACAAACACUGGGACUUCAGGGUGUCCAAUGGGCAUGUCUCAACCGGACAGAUGUCGUUCAGCAGCUACCCUGGUUUCCUCAUGUCUCUGGAUGACUUCUACCUGCUUGGGAGCGGCCUGCUGAUGACUCAGACCUCUAUCGGCAUCUUCAACACCCCGCUGUUCUCUCGACUCAACCCUCACUGCCUGCUGGCUUGGCAGAGAGUCCGCCUGGCUAACGGUCUGGCACACACGGGAGAGGAGUGGGCGCAGAUUUUCUCUAAAUAUAACUCAGGUACAUAUAACAGCCAGUAUAUGGUGGUGGACCUGAACAAGGUGUCUCUGCGUCACAGUAUCAGCAGUGGAGCUCUGACAGUUCUGGAGCAGAUCCCGGGGAAAGUGGUCCACUCUGAUCAGACUCAAGCUUUACGAAGAGGUUACUGGCCGUCUUACAACAUACCUUUUCACGAUGAGAUCUACAACCUCAGUGGGUACAGCAUCAUGUGGAGGCGAUAUGGAGAAGAUUUCUCCUAUGACCUCUGUCCUCGAGCUAAGAUCCUCCGCAGGGACCAGGCCAAGGUGUCCGACCUCGGCUCCCUCAAGCACAUGAUGAGAUACAACAACUAUAAGAGAGACCCCUAUGCCAAGGGCCAUCCCUGUAAAACCAUCUGUUGCCGUAACGACCUGAGACCAAGGAGGCCACGUCCAGGAGGUUGCUAUGACACCAAGGUGACCGACUACCAGAUGGCCUUACAGCUGUCUGCCGAGGCCAUAAACGGUCCCACAACGCAGGGGGGCCUGCGUCCGUUCUCAUGGCGCUCCUUCAACCUCACGGCUCAUCAGGGUCUCCCACACACCUACGUGUUUCCUUUCAUCACCAUGACGCCCACACUGCACCGGCCCUGAGACACGGCCUCCCCUCCACCUGUUAUUACUGAGCUAUAACUAUAAUCCAGGGUGGAUGUUGAUGAUUUUAUUAGAUUGUUGACAAAAAAAAAAUUUUCUAACAUUUUUCUUUUAUUUAACUGUUAUUUUCUGAGUCUUUUCAGAGAUAGGAGCUUCACAUGAAGCUGUUUUUAAUGUGAAAUUUAUUAUUAAUAAUUUAUUAUAAAAGUUAUAUUGUUUUGUCCUGACUCGUGUUCGGUUGUGUCUGUAUAUAUAUUCCUUUCUGUGCCUCUGAUCCCCCUUGGGGUACAAACUGCUCCACCGUGCAGUCCUGAUUAAAAAAAACAAACAUAAAAAAGCAUUACUUUUAACAAACCUGAAUGAAAUCUGUUUGUUUACAUAAGUGUUAUGAAUAUGUGUUGCACUGAGUUUUUUUCCCCCAGGCUUCUGCUGUCAGUUGUUACGGAGGUUUAUGUUAUCAGAAAACCGCAGACCCUCAUGUCAGGUAAAUAAACAGACACCUCAGAGUGUGAAGGGUCUUCAUAGAGGAACUGUUUUCUUUUUUAAAUAUAUGCAGAGAUAGAAACCAAAAACUGUACACUGAUUUGUUGAAGUUUUUGAGCUGACACUUGAAAAUGGCAGAUAAGUUAGUUUUACUAUGCUUUGCCAAAGAAUACACUCUUUCUAAAUGUUUUCCUUUCAGUCAAGUUUGCUAAUUUUUUUUUAAAUUCCUUUACGAUUUCCCAACACAAUCUUAGUCCCUCAGGUGCUACAUGACUGUGCUUGUUAGUGUUGCUGUGAAAUUCUAAGCUAGAAGCACUCACAGCUGCUUUUCAUCAGAUAUUUACAUAAAAAUUGCUUAAUCUUCAUCUUUUUUCUGGUGUAGAGUGAAAAAUAUAUUGAAUAAAGGAAAUUACAUGUUGAGGAAAGAUUAAAUCUGCUUUUUUGCUUUUAAUUAUUGAGCUAGUUUAAGCAUAAAACCACUCAAUGUUCCAUUAGGUUAUUAUCACAAACUUUUAUUUAU